ACGCGCACCGAACAAUCUCUCACCUCUCAGCAGUCGAGUCCCUACCUCCACUGAGUGAGCGGUUACUCUAGGCGAUUGUUUCACUAUUCAAUUACAAAUUUCGAGAUUAGAAUUAUCACGUGGAAAAUGUCAGCAGCAGGCGAGGUUUUAAAAAUCAUCGCGGCGAUAUCAUUUUGUGGUGUUUUUGUCUCUUCAUCGCUGAUUGUGAAAAUCAAAAACGGAACUCUAGAGGGGUCCCUCAUGAAGACGAGGUAUGGGAGGGAAUUCCCAGCGUUUCGAGGAAUCCCCUAUGCACUUCCUCCGCUCGGUGACUUAAGGUUUGAGCCUCCAAAACCGGCAGCCGCUUGGAGAGGCGUGCGAUCUGCUAAGGAGGAUGCAGCUAUAUGUACGCAGCGGAAUAUUUAUACUCAUCAGGAGGAAGUUGUUGGAAUAGAGGAUUGUCUGUACUUGAAUGUUUACACUCCGAAGCUGCCAGAUUCCAAUGCUAAGGGACUUGUCAACUAUCCCGUCAUGAUAUGGUUCCACGGUGGUGGGUGGGUGACUGGAGCCGGUCACUCGGAGUUCUAUGGACCCAAAUUCCUGCUCGACCACGAUGUUGUACUGGUGACAGUCAACUUCAGAUUGGGACCACUAGGUUUUCUGAGCACAGAAGACUUGGUUUCGCCUGGCAAUCAGGGAAUGAAGGACCAGUCGCAAGCGAUUAGAUGGGUUCAUGAAAACAUUGCAGCCUUUGGUGGUGAUCCAAAUCAGGUGACAGUUUUCGGCGAAAGUGCUGGUGGUGCGAGUACCCAUUAUCAUAUGAUGAGUCCUCUCUCGCGAGAUUAUUUCCAUCGUGGAAUUUCACAUAGUGGAACUGCUUUAUGUCCGUGGGUACUUACGAGACCAGGAGUUGCUAAACAACAAGCUAACCGUCUUGGAGAAUACCUUAACUGUCCAACUAAGAGUUCAGCUGAACUUUUGUCAUGUUUGAAGAUGAAAGACCAUGUGGAAAUCAUUGCUACUGAUCGUAAAUUCCAGAUUUUCGACUAUGAUCCUAUGAUCCCCUUCAGACCCGUCAUAGAACCCGAUCAUCCAGGUGCUUUCCUGAAGGAAGAGCCCGCUCAAACUCUAAAGAAUGGCAACAUGGCCGACAUUCCUUGGAUGACUGGAUUCAAUUCCCAGGAGGGCGCGAUCAAAGUUGCUGCUCUCUACGGGAUAAAAGGCAAAGAAUACGUCAAGAUGUUCAAUGAAAGAUUCAUGGAGCUGGCGCCGUUGUCCCUGGGGUACGAAGACACGUGUCCCAAGGAGUAUCACGAUUAUGUGUCGAGCAAAAUUCGUAAAUUCUAUCUAGGGGAUAAACCUGCGCAUGAGUCCAACAGAUUUAACGUCAUCGAUAUGUACUCAGAUGCUUGGUUCAACGUCGGUGCUGACAUGGCGAUCAGAGAUCACCUAGAAGUCCUAGCAAGCCCAGUCUACUACUACUACUUCGCAUACAGAGGUGGUGCAUCAUUCUCUAGAAUAUUUGGUGAUGAAACUAACGAUUAUGGGGUUUCUCACGCUGAUGAGCUUCAGUACCUCUUCCCCGUUGGCGAACAAUUGUUCCAAGAUACUCCAUUCAGUAAAGAGGAUCACAGGAUGGCUGAUAUUAUGACGAAGUUAUGGACCAAUUUCGCAAAGACUGGAAAUCCCACACCAACGAUAACCCCAGAACUUCCCCUGAAAUGGAAGCCAGUGAGGACAGAAGCCCUCGAGUACUUAUUAAUCAAUAAUUCAAAGAAUCUGAAGAUGUCAAAGCAUCUGCUGAAAGACAGAAUGGAAUUAUGGGCAUCAUUACCGCACCGUGCAAGUGUAGACACAUCGAAUAAAUCAUCUCCACGCAAAGACGAAUUGUAAAAAAAAAAAAAACUGUCAAUCAGAGAAGGAAGAAUCAUAUAAUCACUCCCCGAGGAUGGAAAAACCGAUGAAUAAGAAUGAAACCAGUCAUCGUCAACAUGAUUACGAGAACUGGAACUCGUCGUCAAUCAGCUGUUGGAGUAUAACGUAUCGAGCUUGUCAUACGAAUCAAAUUUGUAAUUAACGGUCGAUUUGUCAAGGAAAACCACGUGGUUACGAAUUAAUGAAUUAUUGUAACGAGGAACAGAACGCUGUCGCAUUUUCUUGGAUUUUCCCAGAUUUUUUAUUCUUCUGGAAUAAAUAAAUAAACGUGAUUGAGCAAAAGAA
Messenger RNA from Diachasma alloeum, 2199 nucleotides. RefSeq names its product venom carboxylesterase-6. Bases 127 to 1872 code for a protein of 581 amino acids. The transcript is spliced from 8 exons. The record is from RefSeq and is a predicted model, not a curated record. NCBI's taxonomy places the organism in Eukaryota, Metazoa, Arthropoda, Insecta, Hymenoptera, Braconidae.